This is a messenger RNA of Solanum tuberosum (potato), 600 nucleotides long. RefSeq lists its product as uncharacterized. The record is from RefSeq and is a predicted model, not a curated record. Bases 1 to 600 code for a protein of 199 amino acids. The transcript has 2 exons. Gene Ontology annotation, molecular function: zinc ion binding. NCBI's taxonomy places the organism in Eukaryota, Viridiplantae, Streptophyta, Magnoliopsida, Solanales, Solanaceae.
AUGAAACUUCCAGUAGUAUCAUUGUUGGAUUUUAUGAGAAUAACAAUUCAAUCAUGGAGUGCUAAACAUAGCGAAGAGGCUGGGCAAACCAAAACUGAUCUUACUGAACCAUACAAUAAAAUACUUGAAGAUAACCGUGAGAUAUCUCACCGUAUGACAGUAAGCCCAUCAACACAAUUCCUACAUACAAUAACUGAUGGAGCAAGACGUUUCACCGUGUGUCUACGAAGUAGAAAAUGUAGUUGUGGACGUUUUCAACUGGAUGAGAUACCAUGUGGUCAUGCUAUGGCUGCAAUUGCACACAGAAAUAAACAUGGAGAGGACUAUUGUUCUGAGUUCUACAGCAAUAAAAAUUUCCAAGACGCGUAUGCAAUUCCAGUUGAACCUCUUCCAUGUGAGAGUACAUGGGAAAUACCGUCUCAUGUGCUGGAUCAAAAAUUAUUACCACCAGAUUAUAAGAGAGGGCCAGGGAGACCACCAAUGGAACGCAAGAAGUCAUAUAGCGAAGGAAAAUUCAAGAGGGCCAAGGUAACAUGCAGCAUAUGUCGUCGCGAGGGGCACAAUAGGACGACAUGUGGUAGAUAUCCACCAGAUGCAUAG